AUGACUAUUUAUUCUUUGUAUAUAUUAAAUAAAGCUGGUACCUUAAUCUAUCAGAAUGACUAUUCAGAUAAUGCAGCAAAACUAUCACACAAUGCAUAUAUUAGUUUAGGAUCAACGUUUCAUGGUUUACAUGCGAUCGCAUCGAAUCUAUCGCCAACUGGUUCAUCAUCUGGUAUCGAAGUAAUAGAAACAGAAGCUUUUAAAUUACAAUGCUAUCAAACACGUACAGAUCCAAAUCAACAGAAUCUAGAGGAAACACUGCACAGUAUCUAUGAAUUAUAUACAGACUACGUUUUAAAGAAUCCUUUCUACGAAUUGGAAAUGUCAAUUAGAUGUGACUUGUUCGAUUAUAAACUUAAUAGAUUCCGUUGUUUCAUUGACAAGCGUAUGGGACAAGAUGUCGCUGUCGACACUUUGGGUGAAGAAUUCAAGGGAUACGUCUUCAGAAUCACUGGUGGAAACGACGGUGAAGGUUUCCCAAUGUUGCAAGGUGUUGCUGUUCCACACAGAGUUCGUUUGCUCUUGACCAAGAACUCCGGAUGUUACAUCCCAAAGAGAGACGGUGAGAGAAAGAGAAAGUCUGUCCGUGGUUGCAUCGUUGCCGACGACAUUGCCUCCUUGCAAUUAAUCAUUGUCAAGAAGGGAGAUGCCGAACUCGAUGGUCUCACCAACGUUUCAUUCCCAUCACGUAAGGGUCCAAAGAGAGCCAACAACAUUCGUAAGCUCUUCAAGCUCUCCAAGGAAGACGAUGUCCGUCCAUACGUCAUCCGUCGUGAAGUUCCAUCCAAGAAGGAGGGUCGUAAGCCAAACAGCGUUGCACCAAAGAUCCAACGUCUCGUCACCCCAGUCACCGUUGCUCGUCGUAGAGCACUCCGUAGAGCCAUCGUCGAUCGUAAGGUCGCUGCUGCCACCGCUGCCGCCGAUUACGCCAAGUUGAUCGCUCAACGUCGUGAGGCCGAGAGAAAGUCAAAGAACUCCUCAAAGCACUCCAAGGUUUCCACCAAGGCUGCUGAAGUCGCCAAGCCAGCCGCCGCUGCCCCAGCCAAGAAGGUCGCCGCCCCAGCUGCUGCCCCAGCCAAGACUGCCACCAAGGCCGCCAAGAAAUAA
Messenger RNA from Heterostelium album PN500, 1107 nucleotides. RefSeq names its product 40S ribosomal protein S6 (gene rps6). The record is from RefSeq and is a predicted model, not a curated record. Gene Ontology annotation, biological process: translation; vesicle-mediated transport. NCBI's taxonomy places the organism in Eukaryota, Evosea, Eumycetozoa, Acytosteliales, Acytosteliaceae. Gene Ontology annotation, molecular function: structural constituent of ribosome. Gene Ontology annotation, cellular component: TRAPP complex; ribosome. Bases 1 to 1107 code for a protein of 368 amino acids. The transcript is spliced from 4 exons.